Messenger RNA from Diorhabda sublineata, 822 nucleotides. RefSeq names its product proteasome subunit beta type-5-like. NCBI's taxonomy places the organism in Eukaryota, Metazoa, Arthropoda, Insecta, Coleoptera, Chrysomelidae. The transcript has 4 exons. Bases 1 to 822 code for a protein of 273 amino acids. Gene Ontology annotation, molecular function: threonine-type endopeptidase activity. The record is from RefSeq and is a predicted model, not a curated record. Gene Ontology annotation, cellular component: proteasome core complex.
AUGAGUCUAACCGAAAUUUGUGGUUUAUCGGAUAACAUUACCUUUAAAAAUUCCUUGUAUAAAAAUUAUUUGCACCAAUUUUUUACCAAUUUCAACUGUAACAUGAGUUUGCAAGUACCACCGUUAAGUGAUCCUGCAAAUAGUUUUACGAUACUCACGGAAAAUGAAACGGGACGUGAAUUGAAAAUGAAUUUUGAUCAUGGUACAACUACCUUGGGAUUCAAGUAUGAAGGAGGAGUAGUUCUUGCAGUAGACUCCAGAGCUACAGGAGGACAAUUUAUUGGCUCCCAAACUAUGAUGAAGAUUGUUGAGAUAAAUGAUUUUUUAUUAGGAACAUUAGCUGGGGGUGCAGCAGACUGUGUAUAUUGGGAUAGGGUUCUUGCAAAACAAUGCAGAAUAUAUGAACUUAGGAAUAGAGAACGUAUAUCUGUAGCUGCUGCUUCCAAAUUAUUGGCAAAUAUGGUCUACAAUUAUAAGGGAAUGGGAUUGUCUAUGGGAAUGAUGUUAGCUGGUUGGGAUACAAAGGGCCCUCAACUCUAUUAUGUAGAUUCAGAAGGCCUUCGAACAGCAGGAAAAGUAUUUAGCAUUUGCUCUGGUUCAAUUUAUGCUUUCGGUGUAUUGGAUUCAGGUUAUAAGUGGGAUUUGACAGAUGAAGAAGCUCAUGCUUUAGCUCGAAGAUCAAUUUAUCAUGCUACUCAUAGAGAUGCAUACUCUGAUGGUAUAGUAAGGGUUUACCAUAUGAGAGAAACAGGUUGGGUUCAUAUUGAUAAUAAUGACUGCAGUGACUUACAUUACAAGUAUAUCAAAGAAAGGGAUGAAUAA